CUGUCUGUUUGAACUGUGCAAGCAGUGGGGGAAGAAAUAUGUUCAUCCUUUACUGUAAUUAAGUAAAAUUAACCAUACUACAGUGUGAAAAAAAACUUCAUUCCAAAACAACUGCAUUGAAAAUAGUAAAGGUACAGAAGUAGAAUUUACCUAAAUUCACUAAAACAGUGUGAAUAUACUUGGAUUUAUUUGGUUUAAAUCGAGUAUAUUUAGAGUAACGGACAGUGAAAUGUACCUUAUCUCACAGACAGUUAGUUAGUCAGUCCUGACGCAGACGGUCUCUCAGCAGAAACAGGCACCGCCCAGCAGAGAGAGCAGUCAUGCUGCUGCACACUAGAUGUAUCAAUAUCUGUGGAGCUACAGAUACACACAAGAGGAACUAAAACUAGUUUCAAGGAUGAGAAACUUCAGAGCAAAAACAUUCUUGCUGGCGGUAGCUCUUGGUCUGUUGGUUCUCCAUCUCUGUAAAGACUUUAUUGACCACAAAAUCAUCCACUUCCCCAAAGACGUGAGAGAGGAUCACAGUCAAAUAAGACAACACAUCGCAAAUAACUCCUAUGUAUUCUCCUGGCCAAGAUGUCAACAAAAUAUUUCUGCUGCCAACAUCACAGGCUUUAACUCUCUUCCUGGUGAUAUUAAAGACUUUCUCUAUUAUCGACACUGUCGCCAUUUCCCCAUGCUGCUGGAUAUUCACGACAAAUGUGGAGGAGCUGAUAGAUCUUCGGAAGUCUUCCUUCUGCUUGUCAUAAAAAGUUCCCCUGUGAACUACGACCGCCGAGAGGUGCUGCGUAAAACCUGGGCUAAAGAGAGGUUAUACAAUGGUGUGUGGAUCCGAAGAAUCUUCCUCUCAGGAACGAUGUAUACUGGUUUUGAGAAAAAGAGACUGAACAAACUACUCGAGCUGGAGCAACGUGACUACAAUGACAUCAUCCAAUGGGACUUUUACGAAAGAUUCUACAACCUCACCCUGAAGCAGAUCCUGUUUCUGGAAUGGAUGGAAAGAAACUGUCCGAACGCUCGCUUCCUGUUUAAUGGUGAUGAUGACGUCUUUGCUAACACAAACAACAUGGUUGAGUAUCUCCAAGGCCUUAAGGACAAUGAUGGAAGCAAGCACCUCUUUACUGGCCAUCUGAUCCAGAAUGUGGGGCCCAUCAGAUCAACAGGGAGCAAGUAUUUUAUUCCAGUUCAGGUGCAGGAGUCAGACUCAUAUCCCCCUUACUGUGGUGGUGGGGGCUUCCUCUUGUCUGCCUAUACAGCUUUGAUCAUAUACAAUAUGUCCCAGUCCAUUACCAUUCUUCCCAUUGACGAUGUUUACAUGGGGAUGUGUCUGGCCAAAGCAAGACUAAGUCCUUCUUCUCAUAUGGGUGUGAAGACAGCAGGACUGUCCAUUCCCUCCAAAAAACUAGACGUGUAUGAUCCUUGCUUCUAUAAAGAAGUUUUACUGGUACACAGAUUCAUGCCAGCUCAAUUGUAUCUUAUGUGGCACAGUGUAAAUGAUCCCAAUCUGAAAUGUAGUCUCACCAAGGAAAUACUUUAGUAGCUCCACCCUGUAACUUACUGGUGGUGACGGAAACUUGUUCACGCUUUGUUUCCUGCACAUACAUUGUGAAAGCAGCCAUGACCUUCCAGCAUGAGAAAAAAGGUUUGCACUUUUCUUCUACCAUUGUUCAGCUGCAGGCUUCGGCACAGUUCAAUGGAACUUUUUUUAUUCUUAAUGUCAUCAUUGUGGGCGAGCAGUGAACCUGACUAAUAGGUUUCUUUUUCCACAUACUGUGUGGGGGAGCAGCUUUCACUGGAUGCAAAACUUGCUUUGAAUAAUUUUAGCAUGAUGCAAAGUAAUUUUGCAAAUUAUUUACGUGUACAUUUAUUAUAUUUCCGGCUGAUGUGUUAAAAAUGACUUCAGAAACAGAAUCAGAAUAAGGUUUACAAAUAUUAUAACUGCUGUUUAUAUAAACCAGAGCAGCAGUCUGUCUCCUCUCCGUUCCCCUCACACCAUGUGUGUGGUUUCUGUUUCCUUUUCUUUCUUUGGCUCUAAAUACUUCUUAGUCAUGUUAUCUUAUUGUAUGCACAGAUAUUUCCUGUUUUAAAUCAUACUUUUAUAUUUAUAAAUCAGAUUUAUAAAACUAUUUAUACUUUAUCUAGGCAAACUUCUUGUACACCUGUACACUGAUAUCGAAAGGUGUGGGUGAUGCUGGGCUAAGGUUACACAUUUAUCUUUUUAAAUAUCUCAGGUUUUCUUAAGGCGAAUGAUGUACUGUUGCAUCAGAAAUGAACUACUUUCUGUAAUUGGCAACAACCGUGGCCGGAGGCAUUAUGUUUUCAGGUUGUCCAUCCGUCUGUCUGUCCGUACCGUUCUUGUGAACGCAAUUUCUCAGGAAUGACUCGAGGUAUUUUCCACUUGGACUCAAGAAUGAACUGAUUAGAAUUGUAUCAAAGGUCAAGGUCACUGUGACCUCUCAAAACACAUUUUUUUUGGCCAUCACUCAAGAAUUCAUACUCUAAUUAUGACAAUUUCACACAAAUAUCUAAUCGGAUAAAAUAAGGAAGUGAUGACAUUUUGGACAGACAUGGAUGUAAACUGCAACUUGACUGGUUGGCGGAUGUGUUGUUGUUACAGUAUGCACCUGUAGAUUUGUGUUCAAAAAGGGAUUAAUGUGGGGCGUCCCGGUAGCUCAACUGGUAGCACAGGCCUCCCAUAUACAAAGCCCACAGCGGCCACUGGUUUGAGUCCGACCUGUGGCGUUUGCAGUAUGUCGUUCCCUCUCUCUCUCCCCCUUUCACAAUCUGCACUGUUCUAUCAUAAAGCCCAAAAAUCUAACUUAAAAAAAAAGAGAUUAAUGUAUGUUUUUGUGCCUUACAUCAGUGCUUCUCAACCAGAAACCACUGUUAAACUUGCAAAAGGAUAAUCUGGAGAACAGUUUAUGUACUGUCAAAUACUAUUUAUUUUUAUAAAACAACAGUCAGUCUUUAAUAAGAAUUCUCAUGUAAGAUUACUUUAGCACAGGGGUUCUCAACGGGGGCGGUAGCGCUCCCCCCAGGGGGCGUUCAGACAACGUUGGGGGGCCUGGAAGCAAUAUUUUUGAAAGGGGGGGCGUUUGUUGUUAAAUCUAGGAUUUGAAAAAAUGAGUGAGGCAAAGUCCUUGUAUGUUUAGCACUUUGAUUGCCAUGUCUUUAACAUUAGUCUGUUGAACAUAUCCAAAAAUGUCCACAUCUAUUUUAUUUUCCUGCUUCUAAGAAAAGGUUGUAUAUAUAUAUAUUUUAUUUUAUUUUGUUAUAAUUUAUCAUUAAUGGCUUUGAGAUGAAAUUGGGUUCUGCAUAUAUCAAACAUGUCUUUAUUAUAUACAAAGAAAAUAACAUUGCUGUGCAUAUUGUGUUCUUCAACCUUUUUCAGGGCACACGUGAUGUGUACAUAUGUAUUCACACAUAUAGGCGAGAGUCCUGUGUACUGUAUACAUUCCAACACCAAUAAGUCAGUUUUUGCAAGUGACCUCAAAUUAAAAGAAAUGAAUGGGGAGCAGAGAUUAAGGACAUGGGAUCUCUUUGCUGGCCUGCAUGAAAUUCCUGUUUAAAAGCUCCAGGGUAAUAAUCAGCUAGAGAACAUUAAAAGAGACCUGCUGACUACCUGACAAACUUGUUUUCUCUAUAAAUUAGACAUUAACUCACAAAGGAUCGAAGUGUUUCUUCCUCCUCAGCUACUGUGCAGCUUCCAUCAGGUUAUACAAUCCAGUACUAAAUUAAUAAAUGUUAUGUACCUGCAGGGAUGUUCUCCUCUUAAAAUGGACGUUCUCGACCCAUCACUUUUGACAUUCAUACAGUUUACCGUAUUAUCUCCUCCUCAUAUUGCUCUCCCCAUAACCUCCCUGCUUUUCUGUUUAGUAAAAGCAAAGGUGUGACUCAUGUUAAAUUAAGCCAUCAGGUUGAAAUGGACACAUUUUUUAGGAGUUAAAAUGUGAAGAACCAUUUUUCAGUUUGGUGAAUGUGAGACCUCCUAGAUGUGUAUGAUGUGUAAUGUGUCUGUCUCCUACUGUUCCCCUUUUUUCAAAUUUACAUAUUGGAGGUGAAGCCAGGUGAACCAUGUUAUUUCUUACUUCUUGCUAUUGUUUUCUUGUAGUUUUGUGUAUGUAACAACCUCUUACUGUUUUUUUUAUAUCGUUGGAUUUCAUAGAAAUUACACUGUAUCUCUGAAAUUUAUAUUUCCCUCCAGGACAAUCAUGCAUCAGACUGGUCAGAAUGUAAGGUGCAAUCCAAAUAAAAAUACAAUACAAUACAA
This is a messenger RNA of Cottoperca gobio, 4270 nucleotides long. Its product is annotated as N-acetyllactosaminide beta-1,3-N-acetylglucosaminyltransferase 3-like. Gene Ontology annotation, molecular function: hexosyltransferase activity; UDP-glycosyltransferase activity. Bases 338 to 1537 code for a protein of 399 amino acids. Gene Ontology annotation, cellular component: Golgi membrane. Gene Ontology annotation, biological process: protein O-linked glycosylation; poly-N-acetyllactosamine biosynthetic process. The record is from RefSeq and is a predicted model, not a curated record. The transcript is spliced from 3 exons. Lineage: Eukaryota; Metazoa; Chordata; Actinopteri; Perciformes; Bovichtidae.